UCUGGUUAACACUCAGAGAAACGCAGCUGAAUCCUGGUUUUCCGAGCUGGGCUGUUCUCUCCUGACUCCCAGAUGCCUGGAGGUCCCGGAUUGGACGGCUCCGUGUCUGGGAUGGGAGGUGGCAGGUUAUAAAGGCAGGGCAGGUGGGAAAAGCUGCUUGUUCUGCCUAGAAAAAUUCCUAACGGUCUGAGUUUCUCAGUAGCUGUCGGCUUCUCUUCGGCGCCUCGCUUCUCGACUCUCAUCCAAGAUGAACAAACUUCUUUUCCUGUUUGCAGUUGGAGUCUGCUUUGCACUCGGUCAGACACUUGAGUGCUACAAAUGUAAACUUGGCUUUUGGGAUGUCUGCAUAACUUCAAAAACGACAUGCAGCAGUGGAGAACACUGUUUCAGUGGAUUGGGAACAGCAGCUGGAUUCGUGGACAUCAAAAUGAAGGGAUGUCUCGCGGUUGACAGCUGCAACAAGACUCAGAGUGAGAACCUCAAUGUCGGCGGCAAUGUAACACUCUAUAAAAUCACGAAGACGUGCUGCAACAGCGACCUGUGCAACGGCGCGCCCGGCCUGCCUGGCGGCUCCGGCCUGAGCCUGGCAGCAGCCAUCAUGUCGGCUCUGAUCACAGCCAAGGUUUUGGUUUAACCAUCACAGCAACAAACACGUUGUGCUGUACUAACACAAGCCCUUCAAAAUUUCAAUAAAUACUUAACUUCUUGGUUCUUGUGUUUAGUGUUCUUGAGAAAAUGUGUUUUUAUGUUUUACAUCAUUUCUUUUUGCAUUCUUGUAUUCUUACUCGGCUCUAAGCUAAACUGUAUUCAGAGCCCACAGAUAAAUGGUUUUCUGGGUAUUUCUCUGUGUUAUGGACAUGUUAUGUUAGAGAACUAUGUCAGGCUAUAUUUACCAGGGGAUUUAAUUGUGUUUUUCCAGAGAAAACAUGUCUGCAUAAACAAUUGAAAUGAUUUUUAAGUAUUAUUUGUGCCACUGAUUGUAGUUCUCUUGGGUUUUUUGGAAAGAUUCUGCUUUAUGAUUUCUAUGUACGCUUUCCCUCUAUAAACACAAAGCACUGAUGAGAAUUUUCAAAUAUAUUUAGGAUCAAAGUCUCUGUUUACAAGUGCUAAUGUUGUAAUUCAGAAUAAAUCAAUUCAAGCCUUUAUUUUGCGUUUAAGAUUAUCUGUACAUUUCUUUAUUUCUGGUUGAGAAAGCAGAACAAACAUUGUUAUCAGGUGAUCGGUAUCUUUAGAAAACUGGUUAAGGCAUUGAAACCGAUGAAUAAAAUCUGUUGUGGGAAUGAAG
Messenger RNA from Oryzias melastigma (Indian medaka), 1285 nucleotides. It is a transcript of the gene spaca4l, whose product is annotated as sperm acrosome associated 4 like. NCBI's taxonomy places the organism in Eukaryota, Metazoa, Chordata, Actinopteri, Beloniformes, Adrianichthyidae. The coding region runs from base 248 to 634 and encodes 128 amino acids. The transcript is spliced from 3 exons. The record is from RefSeq and is a predicted model, not a curated record.